This is a messenger RNA of Aaosphaeria arxii CBS 175.79, 2229 nucleotides long. RefSeq lists its product as uncharacterized. Bases 53 to 2065 code for a protein of 670 amino acids. Gene Ontology annotation, molecular function: terpene synthase activity; magnesium ion binding. Lineage: Eukaryota; Fungi; Ascomycota; Dothideomycetes; Pleosporales. The record is from RefSeq and is a predicted model, not a curated record. Gene Ontology annotation, biological process: diterpenoid biosynthetic process. The transcript has 2 exons.
UUGCCUAGCUGACGCUGAUGAUACAUCUAAGUCAUUGCUAGCUCUACGACUAAUGGGUCGCGAUAUUGACUUCGAGCCCAUGCUGGCAGAGUUCGAGAGAUCAACAUACUUCAUCACGUACUAUGGUGAAAGGAACGCCAGCAUCAGCGCAAAUUGUAAUGUUUUGGCAGCGCUCUUGCAAUCAGGAAACGUCGCCAAAUAUACUUCUCAGAUCUUGAAGUGUGCUGAAUUCCUCAAUAAUGCAUGGAGAAGUGGCAAUGUUCAAGAUAAAUGGAACAUCUCCAAGAAUUACUCCAUGAUGCUUCUUACUCAAGCUUUUGUACAGCUACUGAGGGCGUGGAAACUCAAGCAACUCGAUUCGGACACCGACCUAGAGGCUUUAAUGCAAUCGGUGAGGGCAACUUUGCUAGACGUAUAUGUUCAAACGGUCCAGCAUCAGCACGAGGACGGAUCCUGGUCUUCGAUGCGAGAAGUGACUGCUUAUGCAAUUCUCACGCUGUCAUCGCUGGUAGAAUUGCCAUGGAAAGAUUCAAUACGAGCGACGGCUGCGGCCUCCAUUGCAAAAGGCAAGAGUUAUCUCCUCAAGCACCAGAAUUUGUGGGCAGAAGCGGAGUAUUUGUGGAUCGAAAAGGUUGCAUACAGCUCGAGCAAUCUGUCAAAUGCCUACUGUCUCGCGGCCGUUGAAGCAAGUGGGCCUAGGGAGAGGUUGGUAAAUGACGACGAGAUGGCUUUCGCAAAGUCCUCGGCCCAUAUUGCGAAGUACACUGGACUCUUUAAGGCACUGAAACCCUUUCAGAAUUGUCCAGAAUGGAAGUUGGAGGCCUCUAUGAUGCAAAGCCAGCCUUUCGUCGCCAAUCUCAAAAGCAGACAGACCCGCAUUUUCCCUGAAAUGGGAAAGAUGAAGAGCCACAAGUACAUGGACAUGAUCCCACUGACUUGGAUCGGAUGUAAUCACGUGCGAGACCAUGGUGUCUCCAGUAAAAUGUUGUGGGAAAUGAUGAUGAUCUCCAUGUUGAACUAUCAAGCAGAUGUUUAUAUGGAAAUGGUUGUCGGGGACAAGUUAGAUGGUAGCCUAGCCGAAGUUCGACGCAUCAUCGACAGAGCCAUUAAAUCACCGACCAGGGUUUCUGGAAAGAGAAAAGGAGAACAAAAAGAUGGUCAGCAGAACGGAUCUGUCUCUGACGAGACCAACGAAACAAAUCCAUAUGGGCAUAAGCGGGCCAAGAUGAAUGGAUCAAACGGUACACAUAUAAACGGUGGUCCAGUAACGGAUGCAUGCCAGUUUGAAAGUGGCUCUAGCCACACGAACGGAAUAAAAGAGUGCACUUCUGACAACGGCACAUCAAAUGGCACAAUGCCCUCCAAAGGCGUUCUGGCCGAGGUUGAAGUGACCAUCAACGCAUUCACGACCUACGUCCUCACACAUCCUUCGGUGAUUCGCAGCCCGUCUUACCUGCAAAGAUGGUUGGCUCAGUCCUUACACGCCUUUCUCGAUGCGCAUAUUACGCAAAUCGAAGACUGCAAGCUCCUUUCUGAUGGAGAACUCCCGAAAGAAACUUACUACAACUGGGUUCACACAACAUCUUCCAACCAUACUAGCUGCCCCUAUUCAUUCGUAUUCUAUCUUUGUCUCUUACAUGGUACACGAACGGGAAUAGGGAAGACCCCUGUCGACCUGUUUCCCGGAGCCAAAACGAAAUACAUGCUUGAAGAUGCCUGUAGGCAUCUCGCCACCAUAUGCAGACAGCACAACGAUUUCGGUUCUGUGGAAAGGGACAAGGAAGAGGCGAACCUGAAUAGCGUCGACUUCCCAGAGUUUGAUGGCACCCAGGAGAGUGAUAAGGAUGCACAUCGAAGCGACUCCGCGGUUGAGCAGGCGAAGAAAGAGGUUUUAGUCAUAGCGAAGUAUGAACGAAAAUUCCUCGACUUAUCCCUAGCAGAGCUUCGAAAGAACGUGAAGCAGGAUGUUAUGAGGGAGUUGAUGCUGUUGUUUCAUGUCACAGACAUAUAUGGCGAGAUUUAUCUUGCUCGGGAUAUGUCACCUUCACGGAGUUCACUCCAAUAGAGAUGAUGCGAUAUCCCAUAUACAGUCACUCAUUUCUGACGGUAUGUUACGCAUAGAGCGAUGUAUGCUACGAGGAUAAAGAUGGAGAUACAUUAAAAUGAUAAGGGGGAUGAGAGAUCAAGGGAUUUUUCUCCUCGCCUCUUAAUCUCAACUUAGAUAGAUCG